AUGGAUUCUCUACAGGGUGAUGUGGGCAGAGAAGAGCCCGAAAAGCCUCCGGUCGAUUCUGAUGAGGUUCCCACAACUGGCGUGUCGAGGCCUGCUUCACAAUCUGGUCUAGUCCCUAUCGAAACUCCCCGGACGCCGGGACAUAGGCCUCAAAGUCAACAUCCGCGUCAUCCCGAUGGACCGGUCGGUCCUUCCUCGCCCGUCACCGACAGGAUUAUCGAAAAGCUUUGUCUUACGGUGAUACACCCAAAGACUCGUUCUCAAGCAUCCGACGCAGGGUCAGGCUCGGAAGAAAUGUCUCACUCGACGGUGGUGAACGAGGAGCAGGAGAUUGAUCAAUCAAGCGAUAGUCAAAGCGAAGGCUCCGAUUCAGAUGAGCAGAUGGACAUGAACGAGAGCAGCUCGCCGCAAAUCCCACCGCAUACGCCCAGAGCCCCGUCACGAGCGGUUUCAACAGCACCAUUGUCACGGGAGCCUCGAGACUUGCAACACCCUGCACCUACACCAAAUUUGGCUUCGUACCAAGCUGGUAGCUGGGGAGAGAUGAAGUCGCUUGUGGCGGCCCUAGAAGUGCACUUUCUGCGAUUCCCUGAAUUCUACAGUGCCGAGGAUCACAAAGUAAAGGUCGGCGAGCUAUAUCUCGAAGCAACCUCUGCUUCCGAAUGGCGAGAUCGGCGCCGCAAGCUGACACGGCCGUCCUGGAUAGCAUUCUGUUUCCUUGCGGAACAACUUGCGUUGACCAUCGAACCUGAUACGGCGCGGCGCUUGUAUACCAGUACCCACCAGAAGCCUGGAGAGCCGGUUCUCAAUUUUGCACUGUGUUUGCAAGAAUAUGCGCCACAUUCUAAUCCGGCGCAUCAUAACAGGGUGCGUCAUUUCUAUGACAGACUUCUCCCAGUACUCAAGAGCCAGGCGGGGAAGAAUUGGGAAAGCUUCGAUGAUAUUCAUGAGAUUGUGGAGUGCAUGGUUAAGGCUGAGCAGUCGCUUCGUUGGACUAGUAACAGGUCACUUUCGUGCAAACGAGGGUGGGCGAAUAGUUGA
Messenger RNA from Penicillium manginii, 1041 nucleotides. RefSeq lists its product as uncharacterized. Lineage: Eukaryota; Fungi; Ascomycota; Eurotiomycetes; Eurotiales; Aspergillaceae. The record is from RefSeq and is a predicted model, not a curated record. The transcript has a single exon. Bases 1 to 1041 code for a protein of 346 amino acids.